Molecule: messenger RNA, 3270 nt
Organism: Ceratina calcarata
Lineage: Eukaryota; Metazoa; Arthropoda; Insecta; Hymenoptera; Apidae
Gene: conu
Product: Rho GTPase-activating protein conundrum
Exons: 10
Coding region: 547-2466 (639 amino acids)
Biological process (GO): regulation of small GTPase mediated signal transduction; signal transduction; regulation of actin filament polymerization
Cellular component (GO): cytoplasm
Molecular function (GO): GTPase activator activity
Source: RefSeq, a predicted model, not a curated record
UAAAUCCGAACGAACGGGAGCGAUGCGAAGACGCGGAAAUUCGUUCGUUCAUGUUUCGAGUUAUUUAGAUUCCUUUUCGCCGUGUUUGUCAACGCGAUUCGACGUGACGAGUUCGACGCUAUUCAGGAUCUUGUUGACGCGAUGAGUGCGAUCCGUACCGAAUGUAAUUAGUUCUUGGAAACGGCAAAUAAUCAGUAAAUAUUUAUUCGCGCACGCAUCAUGAAUCCUAGUUAACUCUAAAGCAAAAAUAUCUAAUCAUGGAUCGAUUAGUGUAAAGUGAUUCUUUCCUUUUGCGUUCUUCCCAAGAUUUCUGCAACGUCAACCAUCAACGGUGUUUAGACUUUAUUUUGGGAUCGGAGCGUGAGCAAUGGUACGGCAUUCACGGACCGAGUCUGUGCACGAAUGUACAUACUUCAUUCACGAAUAACUUACCGCGGUUCGCGUGCGAGGUUUCUGCGCCGCAGCAACAAGUUAAAACGGAAUUAAACAAUUUAAAAAUAAUAAAUCAACCGGAAAAGUGUAUGCGACGACGCAAGUUUGAGAAUCAUGGAGAGGUCAGUUACAUACAUAGAAGGUGACAAUCACCUUCGGGACUACUGGGAGGAAUAUCAAAAACUGAUGGAAGAAACUAAAUUGCUAGAUGACUACCUUGACGAGGAAUGUCCACAAACCUACGAUGAUGGUGAAGAAGAAGCUGAAUGGUUACGUACAGCUGGUCUGGGACAGUUAACAGAAGCAUGGAAGGCUGGCAGGGAAGUUCAACCGGAAGAAUUGGGUGCGGCAUUGCGGCCUUUGUCGCGAGCGCAAGCAGAAGCAGUGAAGCGUCGCGUUAAGUCGCUUAAUCAUACGGUGAAACAGCGCUUUAAUCAACGCCAACGCGUUCGUAAACCAGAUAUCAGAGACGUCUUUAAAGAUGUAGAGGCAUCGAGUACUGGCACGCGAUCACGUAGCGCUACGCCCGAUUCCUUGGACUCUACGACAAGCGCGACGCCAGAGAAUGCCUCGCCUCCAUCACCGACGACGGUUCCAGAUAUUGACGCGCAUCACGCAAAUAUCACCGUUCCAAACUUCGUGUCGGUGUUUCAACAACUGCCGAGCGAAGGUAAAGAAACGGUACGCAGAACACCGAGUGCUCCGUCGACGACAACGGACAGGGUGCCGGGCCCGCCGGCAACUCCGUUUCCUGUUCAAGAAAUUUUCAGGCGAGCUGGAAACUGGUUACGAGGAGAUGUUGCCAGUGAUUCAGAAGGAAUACAGCUGACGGGCUAUCACAGGCUGGGAACGAUACAUGUUUCGAAACCCAUGAUACAAAGACGAAGCGGAAGCGACCCUAGCGAAGUCGGAAAUGCGACGGGCACAGAACAGUUAAAUUCUUCCAAGGAUUCUACAUUGAGAAGGAACUCUGGUAGCCAUGCGACCGUAACGCGAAGUCAUAGCAGUCUAUACGGAUUGACGAGGCCAGCCGAUGAAGGUCUGAUAACGCAUCCACUGAAUCGGACGUCCUCUCAUGGUCACUUGAGCUUCGAGGAAAUGUGCAGGACGAACGAAAUCAUGACGCAAAUACAUAGGAAAUCGGAUGCUCUUGUUUCGGCUGAUGAUGCACAGAGUCGACUCGGAGUAGAAAUGCUGACACAGCGAGAUUGGACUAGGUUACAGCCGCUCUUGUGGCUCGAAUUGACCGCGGUGUUCGACAAAUACAGCGUACCAUUGAAGAAACGUAACCCGAACAAGCGUCGAACAAAAGCUGGAAACUUGUUUGGCGUCUCGCUAUCGACCCUCUUACUUCGGGAUAGUCAAUUAACGUCCGAGGAGAGCAACAUCCCGUUAGUGUUCCAAAAAGUGCUUAACGAAUUAACCAGGCGCGGUGUGAAAGAAGAGGGCAUCCUUCGCGUUGGAGGACACAAGCAAAAAGUUGAAUCGAUAUGCGUCCAGCUGGAAAUGGACUUCUACUCCAAGCCCAGGGAAAUUGAUAGAUUGUUCAAACGCAUGUCCUGUCACGAUUUAUCUGCAGUAUUAAAAAGAUUGUUGCGCGACCUCCCGCAACCGCUACUCACCGUUGAACUUAUAGAUGCUUUCUACCAAAGUCAUGGUGUGAAGAACCGACAGGAAUUAUCGUACGCUUUAAAUUUACUGGUGCUACUGUUACCGAUAGAACAUCGUUGUACAUUGAAAGCGUUGGUAAAGUUCUUCAAGCUGGUUAUAGAGAAUCAAUCGUCGAAUAAAAUGUCGAUCCACAACGUGGCGAUGAUAGUGGCACCGUCGUUGUUUCCGCCGCGGUACAUUCAUCCCCGGGAUCAUUCCGAUCUAACGGCUCAAGUAAACAUGGCUGCCAUAUGCUGUCAAGUGACGGAAGCUCUCCUCGUAAACUCGGAUAAAUUAUGGUACGUACCGAAGGAUCUUUUAAAUCAGUUGCAUAGACAUUCCGAGGAGGAGCGGUAUCGCAAGUACAAAAAGAAAUACUACUGACUUUCGUUCUCGUUCCAAUCAGUUUGUUACAUUCUGAUGUUGAAGUCUCGAGAACGAAGUUGAUCCCUUCGUGUAAUAAUUCGGUCAACGGGUGAACGAUUGUUGAGAUAACUUUUUUUACCAAUCACAUAGAUUAGAUUAACUUUGAACGUAACGCAUAGGUAUUCGUAGCGCAAUAAUUCGAGCUGCGAGAGUAUGGUGCGAUUAGUUUUACCGAUUUCAUGCGUAUCUCUUGAGGUGCAAUAUAGACGGAGGUGCAGACUUUUUGAUCCGUUCAUAGGAGUAAUAAUAUUUGUAAAGAAAAUUUUACUCUUUUGACUUUUGAAUUUGCUCAUCGAAGCCGAACUUAAGUUCGCUGGUGCCACGCUAGUCGAUAUGAAAAGGACACGCGGAUGAUUGAGAGAAAAUCUCGCAGAUCGUAGCGCGCUGCAGCGCGAUGGCGCGAGUUACCUUCCAAACGGUGUAUCUAGUUUAUUACUAACGAUUACGCGAAGCGUGCGCUCGACCGUGGAGAACCUCCGCGGUUCGUAGGAUAGGACGUAUACUUCUCGUUUAUUUUUUUAAACAUUUUUCUCUUUUUUUUACCUGUCAACAUGAACCGACAAUUUAUCGUACUCGUGUUUACUGUAUGCGAAGUCAACGAGCGAAACGAGGGGCGGUGGUCAGACGGUCGAAACUAUUUGUUCCGCAGCCUCUUGUUUCCACCUUUAUAUCGUGUUUUACGAUACGCCAUAUUACUGUAAGCGAUUGUACAUAUUAUAUAAAUUUGUUACAUUUAUGUCAAUAAAGUGCCAAAGAAAACAA